CCGACAUACAUGCGUCAGCAUACUGGAACGAAGGGCGCGUAAAAUCCAAUGAACCCUGUCCGCCGGUGUCUUAUUAGCCUUUGUUUUCGACGACACCGAGCCAAGAGAAGACGUACUUAGGACAAGUUUCAGAUAUUAAUGGGAUCUCGAUUAACACCCACUGCGAUUGAUUAGUGAUGUGCUUUCGCCAGUUUUAUUCCAGCAUCAGGUUCAAGUGUUGGCAUCAAGAGGAUGAUGAAAAUGUCGAGCUUAUGCAUCAGGUAUCGCUCAACGAUCGUCAUCAUCUGCCAGCUUGCAACCAAUCUUUAACCGGACCUUCAUUUGGGGGUAGCACUACGAACGAUGGGCUCCGGAAUCGAUUCAAAUUGACUUACAAUAUUCAGCUCCCACCCGAGCACACCUACCUGGGAAAGCUCGAACGGGUGGAUUCUUUGGAACGCUUUGAGCCAGGAUCGAUUCAGCGCAUUCCAGUCAGUGGUCAUCACUCGAUCGUGUACCCAGGGGAGAUUAUUCCGCUGAUUCUGACCAACUCAUUGCUCGAGUUCGAUGGCAGUGACAGCAAUCGUAUUGGAUUGGUCUUCUGGGAACAUCCGUACAGGAAGCGGAUUUUCGGAGUUGUUUGUCAAGUGUGCGAGAAGGAUAUUCGAGACUCGGCAAUGGUACUUAAGACCGUAGCUCAGCAGCGAUUCGAAGUGGUUCCCCAGCCGGACGGAGCUUUGACGCGGUCGGUUCAACGUGAAGGACGAGCCCACUACUAUGCGGAAGUGAAAAUCCUCCCGGAAGUGCUGCUGCCCGACCCACUGACCAGCUACUGCACCAACAAUGUGGUAAAGAUCAACAAUCUGGCCAGGAACCGCUUGAUGGCAGCUCAGUCCAGCGUGUGGCCCAAGUUCGUCUACGACCAGUACGGUUCGAAUGAGAUACUCCACAAAGUGAGCCGUUUCCUGGAAUUCCUUCAAAUUGAAUCCGUUCCGACGGCCGAUCCUGUAAUGCUGUCCUUCUGGCUGGCAAAGAACAUUCCACUCAGCGAAACCGAUCGCAAGGAGCUAUUCUACACCAAUUCUGUUCUGACCAGGAUGCUGCUGGUCAACAAUAUCCUCGACUAUACUUGUGCAUUUUGCUGCAGAAAAUGCGAUCGUAAGAUUGCCAACUACGUGGACAUGUUUGCCAUGUCCAAACAGGGCGUCAGCAGCAGCUACUGUAACUCAUCUGGAUUCGUACACGAAACGCUGACUGUUUACCGCGUAAUACCAAAGACAAUCCGUACGACUAGCAAACCGUCUACUGACUUCAGCUGGUUCCCCGGAUACUCGUGGCAGAUUUCCGUUUGCAACGCCUGCAACAACCACAUCGGGUGGAAGUUUGUCACAACCAAACGGGGCUAUAAACCGAAAAAGUUCUACGGUCUUUGCGGAAAGACCAUCCGGGUGUCCUCCGACCAAAAGGUGGUUCCAUCCGCCACCGAGGACAUCGCAAAGAUGAUGCCGCCGAACCGAUACAAGUAAAAGCAGAUGUUGACCUGAUCAAGCAUAGGGAAACUACGAACUGAACGAGAGAACCGAUAGACUGGCUGAAUGGACAAAUGAGAUUUAUUCCUCCCACUUGAGGUCAAGGGCUUAGUGCAUUCUUCACCUUCUUAUUACGAUUGAAAAAUUAUAUCUAUAUUAAAUGUGUGUUGUUUUAGAAAAAUUAACGAUCAAAUAAAUGCUUUUGACAAAUCUC
Molecule: messenger RNA, 1722 nt
Organism: Ochlerotatus camptorhynchus
Lineage: Eukaryota; Metazoa; Arthropoda; Insecta; Diptera; Culicidae
Product: protein cereblon-like
Exons: 4
Coding region: 177-1505 (442 amino acids)
Biological process (GO): protein ubiquitination
Cellular component (GO): Cul4A-RING E3 ubiquitin ligase complex
Source: RefSeq, a predicted model, not a curated record